Messenger RNA from Labrus bergylta (ballan wrasse), 3164 nucleotides. It is a transcript of the gene mcm10, whose product is annotated as minichromosome maintenance 10 replication initiation factor. Lineage: Eukaryota; Metazoa; Chordata; Actinopteri; Labriformes; Labridae. Gene Ontology annotation, cellular component: nuclear replication fork; nucleus. The record is from RefSeq and is a predicted model, not a curated record. Gene Ontology annotation, biological process: DNA replication; DNA replication initiation. Gene Ontology annotation, molecular function: single-stranded DNA binding; DNA replication origin binding.
UCUCCCUCGCUCUGGGAGCUUCCUGGAAAGACAAGUAAGACUUAAUGUUUAAGUUUUACUCAACAAAGCCUUUGAAUUAUACAUAGAUACAGGUAUAUAUUAUUUAAGUAAAAGAAACAAUAUAAUGCCGCAUCGGAGGAAGCUGUAAAAUCCACCAAAGUUACUUUAAAGCUGGUAAAGGACACAAAGCUGUUACACUAGAAUAAUAUAAUCAUUUCACUCCUUGUGGGUCACCAGGGGAUCUGAAAUCAGCUGCAAAGUUAACAUCUCAAAAAUGGACAGUGAGGAUGAUCUGGACGUUUUGACAGCGCUGCUGGCUGAGAGCGAAGGUGUUAAAGACGACCAGGAGCAGGAAGACGACUUGGACGGCCUGUUUGAUGAUGACAACAACGAAGGGGAAGAGUACAAAGAGGGCGCAGAGGAAGGGAGCGACUUGGGGGAAGGUGACUCGGUGUCUGAGCUCUUUGGCGACGUCGACGACAUUGAAAAUGAAGACGCGAAAGAGAAGGAGGGUGAAGGGGGAAAGUGUGAGAGCCUGGACAGGUCUAAGGAGGACCUACAAGGCGAGCUGAAGCGCAUGCAGGAGCAGAUGCAGCGGUUGCAGCAGCAGCUUGAGGCGAGCCAGAAGAGUUCGUCCGUCAGUCCAGUCACUAAAAAGGGGAGUUCUGCGAGUCCUAAACCAGUGACCCCCAAUUUAAAAACCUCCAAACUGGCUCAGACCAAACCAGCGACGUCCACACAGAAGACAAAAACACAAGCAGCAGCAGCAUCUUCAUCCCCUCCAGAAAGAGGAGCAGGACUGCAGCUCCACGAGUCCUCUGACUUUCUAGACCAGCUUAGUAAUGCUGACUCCUUCAAACGCAAACCCAGGGUGGCUCACGCUGCCAAGCUCAGCACGUCACCAGAAGAGAGAGGGCCUCUGGUGGAGAUCAAGAUCGGCAGCUCCUUCCAGCCAGUAGAGAGCACCAGCAAGGUCACAAACCCUCUGCGGUCACCUCCCGCCUCCCAGAGCAGAGCUUCUCCAGCUGCUUCAGCAGGACAGCAUUCCUCUCUCCCUCCUCUUCCUAAAGAUGUAGCUGUGGAGAAAUACUCAGGACUGCGGCUCAGAAAACCUCGGGUUUCCUCCAGUGAGAUGGACCGCAAGAUGGCUGACCGCCGUCUUAUACGCCUGUCACAGGUGCCGGAGCGUCUGACUCGAGAGAAGCUGGAGGACAGUGACUGGGUGACGUUUGCAGUGCUGGUCAACAAGGUCACGCCGCAAAGCAGCAGCAGUGGCAAAACCUUCAGCAUCUGGAAACUGAACGACCUCCACAACCUGGAGGUGUUUGUGUCUCUGCUCCUGUUCGGUGAAGUCCACAAAGAGCACUGGAAGACGGAGCCGGGCACCGUCAUCGGCAUCCUCAACCCCAACCCCAUGAAGCAGAAAGAAGGAUACGAUGGGGUGAGCCUGACUGUGGAUCACGCGCAGAAGGUUCUGCUGUUGGGUGAAGCUCAGGACUACGGGACCUGCAAGGCCGCCAAGAAGAACGGAGACCCCUGCUCUCAGAUCGUCAACUUGUACGAGUGCCAGUACUGCCAGUACCACGUCAAGGCCCAGUAUAAGAAGAUGAGCUCGAAGCGGGCCGAUCUGCAGUCGUCUUUUUCUGGGAAAGCUCCCAACAAAGUGAAGGGGAAGGCUGGCGGCGGAGGCGGCCUGAGAGAGCGGCUGUGUCAGGACGGAUUCUACUACGGCGGUGUGUCCUCAGCCGCUUGCGCUGCAUCAAUAACGGCGUCCAAACCGAACAAACCGGGCCAGAAGACGUUGGACAAGAUGUUCGUUAAGGGUUCGGCUCAGCACAUCAAGAAGCUGGCUGUGCAGUCCGGUGAAGUGUCCGGUUGUUCGAAAGAGUUUAAGAGCCUGCUGUCGAUGCCGACACCCGGAGCUCUGCAGCUGAAGAGGCACCUGACGCAGGGCGGCCAAUCAGGCCCUAAAGAUGUGAGUGGAGCCUCGGUUCAGUCCAUCACCGCCUCAGACCUGCUGAAGCAGCAGAAACAGAUGCAGCGAGAGCUUCAGGAGACCCGCAGGCGCCGGGCAGAGGAGAUCCAAAAUCGAGUGCUGCAGAGCUCAGCAGGAUCAAGACCCAGACCAGCAUCAUCAUCAUCAUCAUCAUCCUCACAUGGUAGAGGGGGUCUGCUGUCCCCCAAAGCAGCUUCUGAGGCCACCCGAAGCCCUGUGACUCCACACACACCCACACUAGGCCGGGGCUUUUCGGAGGGUGACGACAUCCUCUUCUUUGAGAACAGUCCGCCGGCAGCGCCCGCCUCCAGCGCUCUCAGCCUAUCAGCCGCCAAGCUGGCUGCUCUCAAAAGGCUGAGGAACAAAGGGAAGGGUCUGGAGAAAGAAGACCCGAAUGCUGUGAAGAGGAAGAGGAGUAACGACAGCACGAUCAACGCCCGGGUGGAGAAGAAUCUCACCUCACCGAAGGGUGAAUCCGGUCAAGAGGAGGAAGAACCAGCUCAGAAGAAAAAGCGAGAACAACUCGACUAUGUUCAAUCGGAUGAGUUUCAGAAGAUCCUCAAUGCCAAAUCUCGUCACGGGGCCGUUCUGCAGGCGGCGGAGUAUCAGCUGCAGGAGCGCUACUUUGAUCCUCUGGUGAAGAAGGAGCAGAUGGAGGAGAAGAUGAAGGGCGUCAGGGAGAUGAAGUGUCGAGCUGUCACCUGUAAAAAGUGUAGUUACACCUACUUCAAGCCGGCAGAUCGUUGUGUGGAGCAGAAGCAUGACCUGCACUGGCACGACGCUAUGAAGCGUUUCUUUAAAUGUCCCUGUGGUCAGAGAGCCAUCGCCUUGGACAGGCUGCCCAACAAACACUGCAGUAACUGCGGCCUGUUUAAAUGGGAGCGUGACGGGAUGCUGAAGGAGAAGACCGGACCAAAGAUUGGAGGAGAGCUCCUUCUGCCUCGAGGAGAAGAGCACGGGAGGUUCCUCAACAGCAUGCAGUGACGACACCGACGCAUUGUGGAGGGGGAAGCUGGGUAGUUUUAUUAAUUUAAGAGUCAUUGUAGCUUUUUUUUUUUACGUCUGUGUGAAUUAUGUUUUUAAAGUGAGAUGUUUUGAUGUUGAUUAUGCAGAUUUAAAUAUCUGGAUAUAUUUGAAACAAGCUGAAUAAAGAAAUCAUUUACAACUA